UGCUUGACAUUUGACAUUCUAGGUUAUGUUUUUUCAGUAGAUAAUUGCAAACAAUUCCAACUUUUCUGGUUUGUUUGUAUAAUAUAAAUAUUUCAUAUUUAUGUCCAAUAAUAAAUGAAAAAGACUAUCUGAUUAUCUACAAAAACCUGAUCCUUGCCUUUCUCGUUUUAAGUACACUAGUGGGUUUCAUUGUACUUUUUGUCAGUCACUGCAUAGAGCCAGUACGAGUCAAACCUUUUAAAAGCUUUUAUGAAUACUAAUUAGUUGUUGGAGAUGUCUCUACAAAUGCUGCUUAGAACGCACCCUCGAGUUUUAAAUUUAGCGAGAACGUUGUUUACUUCUAGGAGCUUAAAUAAGAUCAUUGAUAUAAAGGGUAACGACGAGUUCCUUUCAAAAGUAAUGAACUCGGAGCAUCCAGUAAUAGUAAAUUUUCACGCCGAAUGGUGCGAGCCUUGCCAUAUUCUAACACCAAAAAUGAAGGAACUGAUUGAGCCAAUGCAAGACAUAGAUUUAGCCAUUGUUGAUGUAGAGAAUCAUGCAGAAUUAGUACAUACGUUUGAGGUUAAGGCUGUGCCAGCAGUUAUCGCCGUUAGAAACGGCUUGGUGGUGGACAAGUUUAUUGGCCUCGUUGAUGCCACCAUGAUUGAGAAUCUUGUGACGAAGUUAGGACAAAAACAGUAAACCCACAUUGUUGACAAAGAAACUUUAAGUCAAUUUUGCAAUUUUAAAUUUUGAUAUUUGUCAUGUUUGUGUUAGACUCUCCAAUGUACAUAUUUUUAGUUGUAAAUUAGAUGUAAUGUUAAAUUGAUUUUGUUAAGAUUACAGUAAAAUAAAGGCCAUAGCUUGA
Anthonomus grandis grandis is the source of this 847-nucleotide messenger RNA. RefSeq names its product thioredoxin, mitochondrial. NCBI's taxonomy places the organism in Eukaryota, Metazoa, Arthropoda, Insecta, Coleoptera, Curculionidae. The record is from RefSeq and is a predicted model, not a curated record. Gene Ontology annotation, biological process: cell redox homeostasis. The coding region runs from base 274 to 681 and encodes 135 amino acids. Gene Ontology annotation, cellular component: mitochondrion. The transcript is spliced from 3 exons.